GAAUGGUAAAAGAUAUUAAUGGUAAAAGGCGAAUACGCAAGAUAUUGAACUUUUGAAUCGUUGCUUUCUGAUUUAUAAUUUACAUAGAACGAUCACCCUAAAUUCGGUGUUCACUUGUCAGUGUUGUCGCUGCCCGUCAAGUAAUUAUUGAUGGUUAAUUCAAAUUCUGAAUAAAAAAUUAUUGAAAUGGAAAACAAUCCAAUUUAAUGUACUGUGAAUUGGUAGUAAACAGAUCAAAAUUGAAAAUGUGCCGGAUGAUAACCAGUCACCAGCGCCAAAACCCUAGAAGCCCCACAGCAGCCGUUGCCAAUCCCGUAGGAAGGGCAGCACACCCGAGAGCAAUGGGUGUCGAUCUUGUUGCCCACCAACGGAGCAAAAAGGUUAGGCGUACUGCUUCAAAGUCCGGCGAUGCCUAUCUAAAGCUCCUUGUGAGGCUCUAUAGGUUUUUGGUGCGGAGGACAGGGAGCAAGUUCAAUGCAGUGAUCCUAAAGAGCUCCCUCAGAAGACUGAUAACUUUCAUGACCGAAAAUGCGAAUAAGGUUGCAGUUAUUGUUGGGACGGUGACCGAUGACAAAAGAGUUUACAAGGUGCCAGCUAUCAAGGUGACGGCUUUGAGGUUUACAGAGACAGCAAGGGCGUGGAUCCUCAAGGCAGGUGGGGAAUGCUUGACAUUUAACCAGCGCGCACUCCGAGCGCCUCUUGGGCAGAAUAUGAUACUUCUAAGGGGUGCCAAGAAUGCCCGAGAGGCAGUCAAGCACUUUGGCAAGGCACCUGGAGUUCCACACAGCCACACCAAACCCUAUGUCCGCUCGAAGGGAAGGAAGUUCGAGAAGGCUCGAGGAAGGAGAAACAGUACGGAUUUAGGGUUUAAGUUCCUCCUGCUAGUUCUUUGUGGCCUGUUUAGAUUUCAUCAAUUUCAUUUAUUGGUGUUUCAGAACUUUGGUCAUGGUUCUAAAAUCAUGUAUUUAUGCUCAUAAUUAAGACGUGGAAUUAUUUUAUUAUAUUUUUUAUUAAAAUUUAAUUUGAUUAAAA
Zingiber officinale is the source of this 1032-nucleotide messenger RNA. RefSeq names its product 60S ribosomal protein L18-2-like. The coding region runs from base 207 to 977 and encodes 256 amino acids. Gene Ontology annotation, biological process: translation. Gene Ontology annotation, molecular function: RNA binding; structural constituent of ribosome. The record is from RefSeq and is a predicted model, not a curated record. The transcript has 5 exons. Gene Ontology annotation, cellular component: ribosome; cytosolic large ribosomal subunit. Lineage: Eukaryota; Viridiplantae; Streptophyta; Magnoliopsida; Zingiberales; Zingiberaceae.